CAAGUAUUUGUCUUUUAGCCCUACCCGUGAAUCCUCGAUCUCCGAUGUCUACAACCGGCUCCGUACGGAAGAACAACAAUCCUCACUCAUUCACUCACCUGUCUCUAUCUCCUCCUCUUCAGGGAUGCCGGCUACCGCAGAUCUCAUCAUGUUGCUGUUGCUCAGAGAUCUCAAGGAGAUUAAGGGAUUGGAUUCCAGAUCCAAUCAGGGCUAGGGCCUGGGGAUUGAUGAUAAAUCAUGAAGCUUCUAGCUACUUACUUCUAACUAGACCAGACCACUCAUCAGAUGUCCAUGUCCAGCUUCAUCCCUGGAAGAACAUGGAUCCUUGCCCCUAACCUCUCUCAUGCCAUCAGAAAGAACAUGGAUCUGUCUCCUUUCUCCUCCAUCUUACCAUAUGAGAUUCAGAGACAAGAGAUUUUCAUUGAAACAGAGGAGAAAUGGGCAAGCAUAUAUUCGCAGGUUCGCACCUCCAAAUGAAGAAUUUGUCUUUUAGCCCUACCCUUGAAUCCUCGAUCUCCGAUGGCUACCACCGUGUCCGGACGGAAAGAACCAACAAUCCUCACUCACUUGUCUCUAUCUCCUUCUCUUCAGGGAUGCCAGCUACCACCAGCCAUGAGAUUAUGUUAUCGCUGUGCUGCCGCAGAUCUGAUCAUGUUGCUGUUGCUGUUGCUGACAGAUCUCAAAGUAGUGCGUGCAAGGGAGAUUAAGGGAUUGGAUUCCAGAUCCAAUCAGGGACAGGGGAUUGAUGAUUAAUCAUGCAGCUUCAAACUACUUACUCUAAAUAGACCACUCAUCAGAUGUCCAUCUUCACCCCUCCCUGUAGUGCGUGCAAGGGAGAUUAAGGGAUUGGAUUCCAGAUCCAAUCAGGGCCAGGGGAUUGAUGAUUAAUCAUGAAGCUUCAAACUACUUACUUUCUAACUAGACCACUCAUCAGAUGUCCAUCUUCAUCCCUCCCUGGGAAUGUUAUCAGUUUUGAGGCCUAUGGCGCUUUACUAUUGGUCCCACCUUGGGUCAAGACACAACACCUUAUCAACAGACAAGAGACAUCACAAAGGAUCAUAGACCAGAGAAAGUAAUAAGCACAAAGAAGAAGAGCACCCCACCUUCAGCUUUCUUGGCGAUUUUCUAGUGGUUCUGAGGGGAGAAGGUCAAACCUUUGGCUCCUCUUAUUCAACAGGAAAUGUUGUCAAUUUUGAGGCCUAAGGCGCCUUACUAUUGGGCCCACCUUAUGAGAAGACACAUCACCUUAUCAAAAGACAGUGGAACAUCAAAGGGAAGAUGAAGAGAAGAAAGCACAAGGCGUUCAGAGAGGAGAAGGUGAAGCCUUUGGCUCAAUUUUAUACACAACAGGAAAUGGAACAAGUUCGUUUGAAGAGUAUUGAAAAAAAGAAAGUAUCAGCUUGUAAAUGGAAUGGAUAGUGAGAAUUCCCGUUUUGGGUGUGAGUAUAAAAGGGGGUUGGUUACAUAAUUGACAGAAAAGAAAGAAACCCUAAAGAUGUUGGGUUUGGCUAUCUAGCGUUCAAGAAACUCUGAAGCAUUUGGGGUUUGAAGUUCCAUCUAUCAAGAAGAAAGGAGAAGAACGAAGAACAACAGCUACUCACAGGAAAGAAACAACAGUGAUGGAAAAACUCGCUCUCAUGCCCGAAAAGAAGGGAGAAUCAAGCAAGAGGAGAGAAAGUGGAGGCUCAAGAGAGAAUAACUUGGGCCUAGGCAUUGACAAUAUCAUUCAAACGAAGUUGCUGAAACAUCAAGAGGAAGCUCUUGAGUGGCUCUUGAAACGCGAGAGUUCUGUGGAAUCCCCAGCUUUCUGGACAAGAAGUGAACCUCUGCGGGGUGGAAUCUUGAACGAUUCUGCCACUUUGGGUAAGAAGUUGUCAUUGCUUUCUUUGAUUGCCCAUGAGAAGAACAAAAGUGUGGAAACCAAGACUACAUUGGUAGUGUCGGGUUAUGCAAGUUUGAAGAACUGGUUAUCAGAAGUAAGCCAACACGUUAUCACGGGAACGCUUAAGGUACUUAAUGCUGAAUUUGGUGUUUGUAUGGACAUUGACUUCCAUGAGAAAGUCAAUGAAUACGAUCUUCUUCUGAUCCACAUGGGUGGCUUGGUACGUGCAAUGGAAAGCAUCCCCACCUUGGAGAAAGUAUGGUGGAGAACAAUUGUGGAUAGAGCACACACCAUCGAGGAUAUGGAUUUUUAUGCGAGUCAAGCAGUUAUUGCGUUAAAGGCUGACCGGAAAUGGGCUGUUACAGGAAAGCCUAUUCUAAACGGGUCCUAUAAUUUGCUCUCGGUUCUUUCAUAUUUGGGAUUCGAGUCAUCCACAAUUUGUGGACAAAGUCUUACGGAUUUGGCAGCCUCGAUUUCAUUAGGGAGGACUAAAGAAAUCUUACGACUGCCAUCCCAGAAUGUCGAAGUUCGAUAUGUUAACUUUUCUUCAGAAGAGCGUGUCUUACAUGAUAAACUGAAACAUGAAGCUGAUUCUCUUUCCGGAGUUCCUAACAAUGAGGAUGAGCUGCAGAAUUUGAUGUUUAGGCUUAUCCGAAUGUGCAGAGACUCUGCACUGUGUUUUUCAGAUUCAGAUUCUGAUAUUGAAGAUAUAUCUAAGAAACCUGAGUUGCAGAAAGCGUUGGAAGAUCCUGAUGAUUGUGCUAUUUGUUUUACUCCACCAGAGGACACACUAGUCACAAAGUGUGGUCACGUUUUCUGCCGGCGUUGUAUUCUCAAGCAUCUUAAAACUAAUAAAAAAUGCUGUCCAGCUUGUCGGAAACGUAUCAAAAAGCAUUGUCUCUUUUCAGCAGGAGACUAUCCCCGCCCAGAAUUAGGGUCAUCCAGCAAAGUCUCUGAACUUAAAAAUCUUCUCAUGGAGUCCAGGGAUGAAUCUCCAGCUACUAAGUCUGUUGUAUUUUCAGAAUGUCUUGAGGUGCUUAGAUUUUUGAAGAGCAUCUAAAUGCCGCUGGUUUGAAGGCUCUAUAUUUUGACUCUUCAGAUAAAGAGUCGGACAUUAUUCAGCAGUUUCGAGUUGAGGAUGGACCGGUGGUCAUGCUAGCAGGCAUCUUCAUUCAUGUGGAUGAGAUAAACUUUAGUUGUGACCUUACCGCUGCAUCUAGAAUAUACCUAAUGGAGCCUUAUCUAAGUCCAGAAAUUGAGGCACGGAUGAUUGAUCUUGUCCAUCGCAUUGGCCAAGACAAGAUUGUGAAUGUUGUUAAACUGAUAAUGCAUAACAGCAUUGAAGAAAAGAUUCUAGAGUUGCAAGAUAUUAAGAGAGAAAGAGAAAGAGAAGCAUUUGAUGUGAAUGGUAAUCGAAUCAACAAAGACGACUUGGAGUUUAUUAUGGGUGCUGUGGUUUGUACUUCUUCUUAAACAAUGUGACACUUCCUUUUUCAUUUUCUAUAUUUUCUAGAUUUUGUGCUAAGAGUUGAGACUAUUAUGUGAUCAUUAUGCUUGUUGAAAAGCUUUUAAACAGUAUUGAGUGGUUUGUAGGAAGCUUAUAUGUACAGCUUGAGUGAUACAAUUGACUACAAGAAUCCUUUACUUUUGGACAAUUCUGAGAUCAAUGUUUGAGAGAUUAGUAUGCAAUUGAAACUUCGUUCAGAGUUGUAUUUCAA
Molecule: messenger RNA, 3600 nt
Organism: Lotus japonicus
Lineage: Eukaryota; Viridiplantae; Streptophyta; Magnoliopsida; Fabales; Fabaceae
Product: putative SWI/SNF-related matrix-associated actin-dependent regulator of chromatin subfamily A member 3-like 1
Exons: 13
Coding region: 1620-2942 (440 amino acids)
Molecular function (GO): metal ion binding; ATP binding; ATP-dependent chromatin remodeler activity
Source: RefSeq, a predicted model, not a curated record